GGGCAAGGGUGUUAGUUGAGUGAAGCGUUGUCCUUUUCAUCGGGUAGACCCGAGUCCUUGGCCGCUGUUAACUGCUUGAAGGUUAGGGUUUACAGCAAUAAUGUUUGCUCAAUUUCUUCAUGGGGAUCCCAUUUGGCGUGUGUUAGUGGGCUUGUGUUUGUUAGUAAGGUCUGUGUAUUGGUGGUUUGUAGAUAUUGUCACAGAAGCGACGUUUUUAGGAAAGCACACUCGUCGCGUGCAGCGGGGGGUUCGAAUUGGAUUUUGUAUAUUUUUAGUUAGAGAGACCAUGUUCUUUGCUUCCUUUUUUUGGGCGUUUUUUCAUAGUGCAUUGGCUCCGGGGAUGGCCUUGGGGUUUUUUUGGCCCCCUCAAAUUUAUACAAUGUCUUGUUGGGGUUUGCCAUUGCUCAACACUAGUCUUCUUCUCAGAACUGUGUGUCCGUGCAAUUUAGCCCAGGCAGCUUUGAAGGCUGCGGAGCUUAAAACUGCUCUAAUUACUUUGGGGAUUGUAAUGAUUCUAGGGGCAUGUUUUGUCGUUUGUCAAGGCUAUGAGAUCUAUACGGCUAAGUUUACUAUUGCUGAUGGGAUUUAUGGGAGCUGUUUUUUUUCUUUAACAGGGUUGCAUGGGUUACAUGUGAUCGGGGGGUUGGUUUUUUUAUUUGUGGCUUGGAACCGGGCUCGUUUAGGACACUUUUCUAGUGCUCGACAUUUAAACCUAACUUUUGCUGUUUGGUACUGGCAUUUUGUUGAUGUAAUUUGGAUCUUUGUUUACAGGGCAGCUUAUUUGUGGAGAAACCUAGGAUGGCAGUGGACCUUCGAUGAUGCGUUUAACAAGGUCAAUUGGGCUCUGGGGUAUUUGAUGGGGUAGUAG
Messenger RNA from Ylistrum balloti, 868 nucleotides. RefSeq names its product cytochrome c oxidase subunit 3-like. The record is from RefSeq and is a predicted model, not a curated record. The transcript has a single exon. Gene Ontology annotation, cellular component: membrane; mitochondrion. Bases 101 to 865 code for a protein of 254 amino acids. NCBI's taxonomy places the organism in Eukaryota, Metazoa, Mollusca, Bivalvia, Pectinida, Pectinidae. Gene Ontology annotation, molecular function: cytochrome-c oxidase activity. Gene Ontology annotation, biological process: mitochondrial electron transport, cytochrome c to oxygen.